This is a messenger RNA of Geodia barretti, 1383 nucleotides long. The record is from the annotation of a GenBank genome assembly. Lineage: Eukaryota; Metazoa; Porifera; Demospongiae; Tetractinellida; Geodiidae.
AUGACAAUCGGUUCUGAACUCCGCAACCUUCCCAGCGUCGAGCGCGUGCUGAACACGGAUACGCUCGCCGCGGCCGUGGACGCCCACGGGCGCGAGAUGGUAGUGGAUCUGGCCAGGGAGGUGCUCGACGGGGUCCGGAAACGGGUGCUGGCGGGAAGCCCGGCGCCGGCCGGCCACCAAAUCGCCGAGGCGGUCCUCGACCUGAUGACCGACCUGGCCGAGCCCUCGCCCCGACCCGUCAUCAACGCGACGGGGGUUGUCAUCCACACCAACCUGGGUCGCGCACCGCUGAGCGAUGCCGCACUGGCUGCCGCCGACGCGGUCGGGCGGGGAUACUCAGACCUGGAAAUUGACCUCGGGACCGGACGGCGAGGAUCUCGGCAGGCACACCUGCAAUCGUUGUUGCGGCGCAUCACCGGGGCGGAAGCGGCGCUGGCCGUGAACAACAACGCGUCCGCCCUGCUGCUGGGGUUAUCAGCUCUAGCCGCGGGCCGAGAGGUCAUCGUAUCCCGGGGCGAAGCCGUCGAAAUCGGCGGCGGAUUCCGGAUACCGGACGUUCUGCGGCAAAGCGGCUGCACCCUGGUCGACGUGGGCACCACAAACCGGACGUACGUGCGGGAUUAUGCCGACGCCAUGACCGAACAGACCGGAGCAUUCCUGAAGGCGCACGCGAGCAACUUCAAGGUGGAAGGGUUCACCGCGUUUGUGGGCGAGCGCGAGUUGGUGGCGCUGGGAGAAAGCUCGGGCGUCCCAGUGCUGCACGACGUGGGCAGCGGAGCGUUGCUGCCAACAGACCGCUACGGGCUGGCGCACGAACCGACCCCCCAGGAGAGCAUCGCGGCGGGAGUCGGCCUGGUGUUUUUCUCCGGCGACAAGCUGUUGGGGGGCCCUCAAGCCGGGAUCGUAGUCGGCAAACGGGACCUGGUCACCCGGCUGGAAAGGCACCCGUUGGCGCGCGCGGUCCGGAUCGACAAAAUGAGCCUGGCGAGUUUGACGGCGACACUAGCGCACUACGCAAUGGGCGAGGCGGAAAACAAGGUGCCGGUUUGGCGCAUGAUCUCGACAUCGGCGGAGGACGUGCGGGCUCGGGCCGACAACUGGCGAGCGGCUUUGGCCACUCACCAGGUCCAGACGGGGGUUGAGCCGGCUCGGUCGGCCAUCGGUGGCGGGAGCUUGCCCGGGGAAACAUUGCCGUCGUGGACUUUGUCGGUGGACCCGUCGCCGGACCGUUCACCGGAAGCCGUACUGUCCGCGCUCCGCGAUCACUCGACUCCAGUGAUCGCCAGGAUUGCGGACGACACGGUGCGGCUGGAUCCCAGGACGGUGCUGCCGGAACAAGACGACGACGUGAUACGAGCUAUCGCCACGGUGAUGGCAAGAUAA